This is a messenger RNA of Glycine soja, 718 nucleotides long. RefSeq names its product putative polyketide hydroxylase. The record is from RefSeq and is a predicted model, not a curated record. The transcript has 2 exons. Lineage: Eukaryota; Viridiplantae; Streptophyta; Magnoliopsida; Fabales; Fabaceae. The coding region runs from base 147 to 470 and encodes 107 amino acids.
AUUGUGUUCAUAAAAUCUCACAUCGUAGAGCAGGAGGAAUAUGUUUGAAACCCCACCAAGGUUUCAUAUCAAACAUCAGUAGUCGUUUAAUCAUUUCUCGGCAGUUCUCCCUGCUGAGUGUGCUGUUGCAGAGGUAGCCAGUUAACAUGGGACCUGGUGGGCCAGGGGGUCCUGGGCCUGGUGGACCUGGUUGGGGUCCUGGGCCUGGUGGACCUGGUUGGGGUCCUGGUGGUGGAGGACCUGGCGGGCCAGGAUGGGGUCCUGGGCCUGGUGGGCCAGGCUGGGGUCCAGGCCUGGGUGGACCUGGCUUCUUUGGGCCUGGCGGACCUGGCUUCUUUGGGCCUGAUGGGUUUUUUGGUGGAUGUGCAAAUGGUUUAUGCAGCCUUGUAUCUUCAUGCUUCUACUGCUUGUGCUGUUGUUGGUUUUUCCGAGAUUGUUUUGGUGGUCCAGGCAUGGCACCUCCUUUCUGAUAACAGGAACAUUAUCACUGUUAUUAUUAUUAAUUUGGAUUAGAAGAGUUGAAGAUUUACUUGCUGCCGCCCAUGACUGUCAGACCAUGUCCAUUGUUCAUUUAAUUCGAAGGUUGUGUUAUUUGUAUUUCAUUCCAGUUUUUAUGCUUUAGCUGACUCCCAAGUCACUUUUUUAUCCCAUGUAAUCAGAGGCUAUUGUUAUUAUACACGUCUUAUUUAUAAUAGUCUAUAACUUCAUCAUUAUUUAA